UGCUUCAACCCAGCUGACGGUGCAGAGAGAGAGACUAGAGAGGGAAUGACCAACAAGCGAACCAGGCAAACGAAACAGGCGCAGGAGGCGGCGGCGGCGGCGGCGGAGAAUGCUAACGGAGGCCGGCGGACCUUGAGCAAGGAGGAGGAGAUGAAGGUCAUGGUGGAGGCACUCAAGCACGUUCUUGCCGGCGAAGGCAGCAGCAGCGACGGCAGCGCCUUGCUGGAGGCAAUGCUCUGCCAGAGCAAAAGCCCCGUGGAAGAAGAGGAGAGUUGGGACAGGUCCCCAAAGAGGAAGUACCGCGGGGUGAGGCGGCGGCCGUGGGGGAAGUGGGCGGCAGAGAUUCGGGAUCCGCGGCGGGCCACCAGGGUGUGGCUCGGCACCUUCGAUACGGCCGAGGCGGCUGCCCGGGCCUACGACGAGGCCGCGGUUAAAUUCCGCGGUCCCCGCGCCAAGCUCAAUUUCCCCGAUGGGGAGCCUUCUCAAUCUCAAUCUCAGCUUCAGGCAAUGCCCAUGCCGCGAAUGGUGCAGGAUCAGCAGCUUCAGGAUAACCGUUAUACUCAGCCGCAGCUGCAGCAGCAACAACAGCAUGAGAAUGACCACAGCGUUUCUUCAACCCCGCCGAUGAGCGGCAUGGAGAGUGUCUUUCCGGCGCCGUCGACCCCCUUCGAGUACGACUACAUUUGGGAUUCAGUCCACGAGCACCAUGAUUUCGAGCAAAGUGGCGACUUGGGGAGCUCCAGUCUUGCUCAGGAGUGGAGCCCGGAUUACGACGGCUUCAGUUUGCCGGCCGGUGACCACAAUUGGACACUUGGUUUCUUUCCUUGAUUGGUUAUUUUUGGGAUCAAGGAGGACGAAUUUCUCCUCUGCUUCUUCCACUCACUCUCGCAUUUUAAGAGAGAUUUUGCUCCUUGAAUAAUGCUCUUGCUUCUGCCCUGUGUUUUUUCCGGGAGGGGGAAGCAGGACUUUCGAAUUUUUUCACUCGAUCCUCCUUUACUCACUAUUUCAACGAGUGGAGAUCGAGCUCUGACAAAUUCCUUUCUCUUAUUUGUAUCUGUAAUUCAAUUCACUAUAAUACGAAUUCCGUUCAGUUUUUAAAUCAA
Nymphaea colorata (pocket water lily) is the source of this 1103-nucleotide messenger RNA. RefSeq names its product ethylene-responsive transcription factor ERF110-like. NCBI's taxonomy places the organism in Eukaryota, Viridiplantae, Streptophyta, Magnoliopsida, Nymphaeales, Nymphaeaceae. Gene Ontology annotation, molecular function: DNA binding; DNA-binding transcription factor activity. The transcript has a single exon. The record is from RefSeq and is a predicted model, not a curated record. Gene Ontology annotation, biological process: ethylene-activated signaling pathway; regulation of DNA-templated transcription. The coding region runs from base 46 to 828 and encodes 260 amino acids.